AUGCCCGUCACAUCAACACUUCUGAGCCUUCCCAACGAGGUGCUCAUUAUCAUUGCGAAGUACCUUGUCCAGCCCUGGAACAAUAGGGACGUACACACUUGGCGGGACGGUCCAAGAGCGCCGACACCUUGCACCGCAAAUCUCUGCCUCACCUCAAAACGACUUCGAGAUAUCUCUAAGCCACUGCUCUUUUCACAGAUCACUGUGAAGAGUUAUCUGCAGAUGUUGCGUCUUUUGCGGAGUCUUCUGAGAGCGCCCUCCCUUUGUCAAAAAGUCCAGUCUCUCAGAGUCGGUUACAGCAGGUCCAAGUGUUUCCCAUCGCGCAAGGACUACGACGAGGUCCUGGCGACCUUCAAGGCUUGGGCAGACGCUAUAAGCGAAAUCCCAGGCAACAAUAUCCUGACCCUACAGGACAUUUUGAAGCGCAUCGAAGCUGUCACAGGCUUUGACUUUGUUCACAUCGAGUUGAUCAGCGAUCUCGACGAACCAACCUUUGAAGCACUUCAAGCCCUGAGCUACUGUAAUAUCCGUCAAACCUGGGCUAACAUAGACUUGGACCCAGAGAGCCACUAUUCGAGACUGCAAUUUGUCAUCCCUGUCCCGUUCUACUUGGUACCAAAGGUGAAAGCGCUGUCAGUGAUCUACAGGACGGAGGAGCACAAAGAUCUCACCAACCAUUGCAUGGCCGAUGCACCAAAACUUGACCAUGUCAUAGCCUGUCUGUUAGCCGAUGAUCAUACAAGUUCAAAGUUUCUCCCAGAACUCGAAAGUCUGCAUUUUCAGAGCAGUGCACCCUCCACAGGGCCUCAAUGCCAUGUUUUCCUACCAACGCUGGCGCGACUUCGCAGCAUCAGGCACAUGGGUGCGAUUCUCGCAAGGCCUCUUUCCCAAGAAGCUUUCCAACUCAUCUCCCUCGACACGUCGACUACCCUGGCCAGGACCGCCGGUUUGUUGGAUGUCCUCGAAUCUUGUCAAGACUUGGAACGCCUGAACAUUACUCUCGAGUCCGUGAGCUUUUGCGGUGAAAGUCGAGACGAAGUGCAGGUCUUCAUCGACGAGCUGGUGGACACUUGCCUGUGCCCGAAGCUCAAAGAAGGCGAUAUGGAAAGCUUAAUGCCAGUGCUCGUCUUGUCUUGGGCCACCGUUGCGGCCGCAAUUCGCGCUGGUCAUCUCCCGUAUCUCAGAUACGGGUUUUUCCUGGACGAAUGUCUUGGCGUGCUUCCCGGAGAGAUCUCCAAGGUUGAGGAGCAGCAUGAAGAAACCGACGAUGGCACGGAGGAAACGUGGACAGACGAGAGGGAGACAGAUUCGUCGCCGUCAGGGUCGUCAGCCAAAUAG
Molecule: messenger RNA, 1338 nt
Organism: Verticillium alfalfae VaMs.102
Lineage: Eukaryota; Fungi; Ascomycota; Sordariomycetes; Glomerellales; Plectosphaerellaceae
Exons: 2
Coding region: 1-1338 (445 amino acids)
Source: RefSeq, a predicted model, not a curated record